Molecule: messenger RNA, 390 nt
Organism: Nematolebias whitei (Rio pearlfish)
Lineage: Eukaryota; Metazoa; Chordata; Actinopteri; Cyprinodontiformes; Rivulidae
Product: testis-expressed protein 49-like
Exons: 4
Coding region: 1-390 (129 amino acids)
Source: RefSeq, a predicted model, not a curated record
AUGACUUUCUUCGGCCUAACACACCUGGGUUAUCAAAACCCAAUAGGCGAUAAAAUGUUAAUAAAACCGAAGGGAGCGUUGUCUCAAGAUGGCAGUGAUAACUUCAGUGGCAGCUCGCCGCCAUCACUUCAGCAACUACAGGGACCUGCAGACAUGUCCAAAGUUUACCCCCAGUCCUCUCCUUUCAGCUCUUACCUUCACCACGGGAGCCACAAGAAAUACAAAGAAAUGGUCAAACGGGCUCAAGCAAUUAAACCUCCUAACCAGCUGUACGUCACACCUCUGACGGACAACCAGCAGUAUGGAUGGAUGGUGUCUGGGAGUCCUGAACCAUGGACACAAGUCAGACGGUUUCCCCGAAAGUUCAGCGAGAUGACCAAGAAGGGAUGA